Ctenocephalides felis (cat flea) is the source of this 744-nucleotide messenger RNA. RefSeq names its product protein dead ringer-like. Lineage: Eukaryota; Metazoa; Arthropoda; Insecta; Siphonaptera; Pulicidae. Gene Ontology annotation, molecular function: DNA binding. Bases 1 to 744 code for a protein of 247 amino acids. The record is from RefSeq and is a predicted model, not a curated record. The transcript has 4 exons.
AUGUCGGGACUCGGCGGUUCGCUAGGGCCACUAACGGCCCCCUUCAUGCUCCCCAACAACGCCCAAGGACUGGAUCUCUCCGAACAACACAAUAGCCACUACUUGCACCACUCUGCCGAUGUUUUGGAAAAACUGAAGAUGCAAGUACGAGACAUCAAAGUCGAUAGGGAUCGUAAAGGCGAGUACGACAGCGACCUAAAGUCGUCAUCCCUGCAUUCGCAUCUUCAGUCUUUGGCAUCCCUUUCGCAGCAUCAUUCGGUUAGUGGCAUUGGCGGCAAUAUCGGUGGAACUGUUGGCGGAGGAGUCGGGGUAAAUGCGCAGACAAACCGCGUAAAUGAGGAAGCUCAAUCGGCAGCAGGCGCUUUUCAGAUGCCGUACGCAUUUCCUCACCCAGUCGUUUCCUCGUUCAUGCCACCGCCCGCCUCCUCCGCACCUUCCGUGGUAUCAAACGGUGUCGCGGUCAACUCAUCGCCAGCCACUGCAGGGCAGCAGCAAGCAGGAUCCGCCAGUUCUAGCAGCUCCGAAGGAUCUGCCAGUUCGCAGCAAACGUGGUCUUUUGAGGAACAGUUCAAGCAAGUCAGACAGCUGUAUGAAAUUAAUGAUGACCCCAAACGAAAAGAAUUCUUAGAUGAUCUCUUUCAAUUUAUGCAGAAACGAGAGCCCCCAGUACAAGAUCGAGCUCAGAGCGUGGGCGAAGAUGAUGGUGUACACACGGCAUUUGUCUUGAAAAUCGCUUCAACUUAG